Molecule: messenger RNA, 1227 nt
Organism: Echinops telfairi (small Madagascar hedgehog)
Lineage: Eukaryota; Metazoa; Chordata; Mammalia; Afrosoricida; Tenrecidae
Gene: EVX1
Product: even-skipped homeobox 1
Exons: 3
Coding region: 1-1227 (408 amino acids)
Biological process (GO): regulation of transcription by RNA polymerase II
Cellular component (GO): nucleus
Molecular function (GO): RNA polymerase II cis-regulatory region sequence-specific DNA binding; DNA-binding transcription factor activity, RNA polymerase II-specific
Source: RefSeq, a predicted model, not a curated record
AUGGAGAGCCGAAAGGACAUGGUUAUGUUUUUGGAUGGGGGUCAGCUUGGCACCCUGGUUGGCAAGAGGGUCUCCAAUUUGUCCGAAGCUGUGGGCAGCCCGUUGCCGGAGCCGCCCGAGAAAAUGGUGCCCCGUGGUUGCCUGAGCCCGCGGGCCGGCCCUCCAGCGGCCCGGGAGCGCGGCGGCGGAGGCCCGGAGGAGGAGUCCGUGGACGGAGUAGCAGGCAGCGCUGCGGGCCCGGGCGCCGAACCGCGAGCAUCCGGGGCGACUGUCCUCGGCCCAGGGCCCCCGGCCCCCUCCACAGACAGCCUCGCCGGCCAGGGGCAACCCAGCAGCUCGGACACCGAGUCGGAUUUCUAUGAAGAAAUCGAGGUGAGCUGCACCCCGGACUGCGCCACCGGGAACGCCGAGUACCAGCACAGCAAAGGACCCGGCUCCGAGGCACUGACCAGCAGUCCCAACAGCGGCAGCGAGGCCCCCAAGAGCAAUGGCGGUGGCGGAGGUGGUGGCUCGCAGGGCACCCUGUCCUGUAGCGCCAGUGAUCAGAUGCGCCGUUACCGCACGGCCUUCACUCGGGAGCAGAUCGCGAGACUGGAGAAGGAAUUCUACCGGGAGAAUUACGUAUCAAGGCCACGGAGGUGCGAGCUGGCAGCCGCCCUAAACCUUCCGGAAACUACCAUUAAGGUGUGGUUCCAGAACCGGCGUAUGAAAGACAAGCGGCAGCGGCUGGCCAUGACGUGGCCACACCCGGCGGACCCUGCCUUCUACACCUACAUGAUGAGCCACGCGGCGGCCGCGGGCGGCCUGCCCUAUCCUUUUCCGUCCCACCUGCCGCUGCCCUACUACUCGCCCGUGGGCCUGGGCGCCGCGUCCGCCUCGGCCGCUGCCUCGCCCUUCAGUGGCCCGCUGCGCCCGCUCGACACGUUCCGCGUGCUGUCGCAGCCCUACCCGCGGCCAGAACUGCUGUGCGCCUUCCGUCACCCACCGCUCUACCCGGGCCCCGCGCAUGGACUGGGCGCCUCGGCCAGCGGCCCCUGCUCCUGCCUCGCCUGCCACAGCGGCCCAGCCAACGGGCUGGCGCCCCGGGCCACGGCCACUGCCGCCUCGGACUUCACCUGUGCCUCCACCUCCCGUUCGGACUCCUUUCUCACCUUCGCACCCUCUGUGCUCAGCAAGGCCUCCUCCGUGGCACUGGACCAGAGGGAAGAGGUGCCCCUCACCAGAUAA